Penicillium lagena is the source of this 276-nucleotide messenger RNA. RefSeq lists its product as uncharacterized. The coding region runs from base 1 to 276 and encodes 91 amino acids. Lineage: Eukaryota; Fungi; Ascomycota; Eurotiomycetes; Eurotiales; Aspergillaceae. The record is from RefSeq and is a predicted model, not a curated record. The transcript has a single exon.
AUGCGGUGGUCUCAACCAUUGCUAUGGCUCUGCGCGGCCUCAGUGGCGGUCGCUCGGUCAACUGAGGGUAUCGAAGAUCUCGUCAAGCGUCGGAUGCCCAACCAUGUUGACAGCUUUCAUUUCACGCUGGUGGAUGCCAAUACCACUACAAGUGCCAGCCACGACAGCUAUGUCGUGAGCAGUGCACCCGAUGGGAAAAUUCAGGUGCAGGGUAACUCACUCAGCGCGUUGUCGUCGGGGUUCGCAUCACCAAAUCCAGCGUUUGAGCAGUACUAA